Molecule: messenger RNA, 1694 nt
Organism: Dendronephthya gigantea
Lineage: Eukaryota; Metazoa; Cnidaria; Anthozoa; Malacalcyonacea; Nephtheidae
Product: threonine-rich protein-like
Exons: 4
Coding region: 645-1445 (266 amino acids)
Source: RefSeq, a predicted model, not a curated record
CGAAAUGAAGACUUGGUAAUCCGAGUGAGUUGGUUCUUCACUGCAUGUACUUAGCUUCGUGCUUCGUUGCAAAAAUGCGCCAUUUCGUAUCAAUGCCUGCAACUGCUGUGUUGCAUAAUUGUCGACACAAUAAAGGCUGGUGGUCACUUUAAUCACUGACUAAAUACUCAAUAAAACCAUGCACCAAUAAAAACUAGUUUUAAGGAUGCAUGCAUCUACACGCAACCCAACCAGCUGAGACCAGUCGCGACAAGUCGCUAUACGGAGACCUCAGCCCUGCCAUCAGCAAACCCCAAUUUUAGGGCAUUAAAACGGUCUAAAAAGCGUUGACCUUUUAUACGAAAUCGACAAAUUCCUUUACCGGAACACUUGUAAAUACAAGUACUCACAACUGUGUGAGAACCACAUUUUUAAGCAGGGUCACAUUAACCCUUGAUGAUGGAGUCGUGCGAAUGAGCAUUCUCUUGACCCCCGAAAUAUCACAGCUGCCCGCGCAAGUAAAUUGCAAUUAUGACAAUUUACGACUGGGCUUGAUAUUGCGACUUGCAUCAUUACCUGUAUUGUGCUUGCGUGUUUUAUACUGUUCAGAUAGUCGACAGCUGGCAAUAUAAGAUCUUUCUCAAAGUACUUUUCCUGUAUAGAAAAUGUCUGUGUUAAGAGUAACUGGUUGUGUUGUUGUCCUGGUCUACCUCUUCAUUGGUGUUGACAGCCAACUGCAGUGUUGGUGUACGGAAGUUUGCUCUCUCUCGGGAGGCAACAAAACAACAUGUAAAGCAGGACAGGUCUGUUAUACAGCAGAAAUCUUAGACACGAAUACCCAAAAAAUUAAGGUUAAAAGAGGUUGUAAAGAUUCUGGGAAUUGUUACGAGAAAAAGCACUGUGGAAACAGCGGUCCUUUUGAGGAAUGUCACAGAUAUGGUUGCUGUAAUACAAGCUUUUGUAUUGUAAGCAAUUGGGCAGUGGAACGAAAGGUUGCCUCUUCCUCCCCCUCUCCUUCCUCCUCUCCUUCCCCCUCUCCUUCCCCCUCUGUUAUUGUCAACGUUCUCCCUUCUACCACCUCCUCCCUAUUCACAACGCAAAAACCAGCCCCCAAAUCACCCUCUCCCCUGGUCCUCGCUGCUACACCAUCACCUGUUUCUAUGACAACUGAACAACCAAUGGUAAAAAUGACCUCGAAGCCGGUUGCGUCAGAGAGCAAAAUACCAACGAACCAGCCCAUGACGUCAGCAGCUGAUGCGAUGUCAACAAAACCGGAAGUGAAGCCGACCGCAAGUGAAGAUACAAUGACGUCAUCCAGCGUGAAGAUGGAACCCAAAGGGACACCAAGCCAUGUACCUGUUACUUCCUCACUCAAUGACACUCGUCCGACUUGUUCAUCUCAAUGUUUGUUCAGUUGGAAUGUGAUCUUCCUGAUCGCUGUCGCAGCCUUGUGUGUUUUGUUUUGAUCUAACUCGUGGAAAAUAUUGUUUAAUUGUUUUAACUUAAGAUGGCGCAUGGUUGACGCUAUAGCGUGCAAUGAUAUAAUCUCGUCCGUUGAAGAAUGAAACGAAAUUGUAUUUUUUUUUUCAUAUUUGAUUUAUAGUAUUUUAACAAAUUUGAUUUGAUUUUAUAUAUUCUAUACUUCUCAGAAAGUAACAGUUAUUAACCUCUAGUUUAAUGGGGAUAUUAAAAGAAAAAGUGGGAAUAUUAUUGGA